Messenger RNA from Sphaeroforma arctica JP610, 1302 nucleotides. RefSeq lists its product as hypothetical. Gene Ontology annotation, molecular function: flavin adenine dinucleotide binding; tRNA dihydrouridine synthase activity. The record is from RefSeq and is a predicted model, not a curated record. Gene Ontology annotation, biological process: tRNA processing. The transcript is spliced from 4 exons. Bases 77 to 1096 code for a protein of 339 amino acids. Lineage: Eukaryota; Ichthyosporea; Ichthyophonida.
UAAGUACAAGGACAUGCUUACUAAAUACUUCUGUAUCUAAUGAACAAGGUGCCUUUGAAGCAUAUCUCAAUAUAAUAUGGAUAUGUCAACUGCACAUCGCGAGCGCGAAACAGGCGAUCUCAUGAAGGUAUUCGACAAUAAACGGGCAGAGGGUAGCUUUGUAAAGAUAGCAGCGCCAAUGGUGCGCUAUUCUAAACUCCCGUUCCGUAUGCUUUUAAGGCCAUACGAUGUCGACGUUGUAUUUUCGCCGAUGAUCAUUUCGCACUCCUUUGUCAGGUCGGAGAGAUCUCGCGAGGUUGAGUUCACAACCCUGCCCUACACUGAUCAGCCUCUGGUACUACAGUUCGCCGCAUCAAAUCCCCAGCAACUUGGGGAUGCCGCUGAGUUUGUGACACGCCACUGUGAGGGUAUUGACCUCAACUGUGGGUGUCCGCAGCAAUGGGCCAUGGAUUCGGGCUAUGGGUCUCAUCUCAUCUCAGAUCCGCAGAUGGUCUUUGAUAUGGUCAGCCAUGCACGUAAUCGUACCACGUUACCGAUAUCGGUUAAAGUUCGGGUACAUGACACCGUCAGUGAAACAGUUGAAAUGGCUAGACGGAUAGAGAAAUGCGGCGCCGCUUUCCUUUCGGUACACGGGCGCACACCAAAGCAACGGUACGAACCGGUGAACUACGAUAUCAUCCGGCAAGUUAAAGACGCUGUGAAUAUCCCCGUGGUAGCCAACGGGGAUGCAAAUAGCCUGGAACAGGCCAAUAGUAUAGUGGCUUUAACUGGUGUCGAUGGCGUCAUGACUGCACGAGGUUUGCUCAGAAAUCCGGCCAUGUUUAAAGGGUACGACACCACGCCCAUCGAGUGUGUGCAGCGGUGGGUUGAUAUACGAUCUCUGCUAGGCUUCAAAUUCGACAGCUUCCGGCAUAUCCUCGCACAGAUGCUCGUCGAUGUUCUGAGCAAGCAAGAAAUGCAGACAUUCAAUCGAUUGAACUCGACAGCGGGGAUAUUGGACUUUCUUUCAGACUAUGGAAUAGAAAAGGGCGAUGCCGGUAGAUUGGAUGCCAUGUACUGUGACCUUAUGAGCGAGGAUACAUACUAUGUGAGCUAGCAGGAAGAAUCACCAGUUUAAAAGCUAUUAGAAUAGUAAACCAGAUACGUUAACACCUUAUAUUUUAUUGGUGCUGAACUGUUCGGUUGUUGGAGCGAUAACCACCAUACACAUCCAUGCGUUCGGACUCAUCUCUUGCUCUCUAUGUGAAAUUUUACAAGAAUAUCUCAUGCUGGCUCGAAAAUUGCAGUUUUGUAUUUGCAUCC